This is a messenger RNA of Cydia splendana, 6801 nucleotides long. It is a transcript of the gene Camta, whose product is annotated as calmodulin-binding transcription activator 2. The transcript is spliced from 23 exons. NCBI's taxonomy places the organism in Eukaryota, Metazoa, Arthropoda, Insecta, Lepidoptera, Tortricidae. The record is from RefSeq and is a predicted model, not a curated record. Gene Ontology annotation, cellular component: nucleus. Gene Ontology annotation, biological process: regulation of transcription by RNA polymerase II. The coding region runs from base 290 to 3844 and encodes 1184 amino acids. Gene Ontology annotation, molecular function: double-stranded DNA binding; transcription coregulator activity; protein binding.
CCAAACCAACCAACCAAUCCCCGUGAACCAAUGUGCUAGCACGCUGGCAGGGUACGCGCGGCACGCGUACGCGGGCGCGUACCUCUCGCGCCCCGCGGUACCACUCAACGCAAAUGGCGAGCCCAUCAAAUUGCCGGAAAACCUGGAGAGCCUGCCGCGCGCUGAACACUUCGCUGCACAGAGGCACCGUUGGAACACCAAUGAGGAAAUUGCUGCGAUCCUCAUCAGUUUCGAUAAGCAUUCCGAAUGGCAGUCGAAGGAAGUCAAAAUACGGCCAAAAAGCGGUUCAAUGCUGCUAUACAGCCGGAAGAAGGUACGCUACCGACGGGACGGCUACUGCUGGAAGAAACGGAAAGACGGGAAGACCACCAGGGAAGACCAUAUGAAACUGAAGGUCCAGGGGACUGAGUGCAUCUACGGUUGCUACGUGCACUCGGCGAUACUACCCACAUUCCACAGGCGAUGCUACUGGCUGCUACAGAACUUUGCUUCACAGAACCCCGACAUAGUGCUGGUGCACUACCUGAACGUGCCGUACCCUGAUGAUAAUAAGCUGGCGACGGUGGCGCCAUCUCUGGCGCUGUGGGCGGACAAGAAGGAGUGGACGAAAGAUGAACUUGUCAGUCAGCUUAAGCCUAUGUUCUUCAGCGAAGAUGAGCCCGACAUCAAUAGUGAACUGGAAAUCACAGGCAAAAUGUUUCAGACGGCGGAAACGGUGGAGGCCAUCGUUGGACAACUGAUGGAAAAGCAGCGAGCUGCGCGGGCGGCAGCUUUAGCGAGACAACUGGAAUGUGGCUGCCCGGACUCCACUUGCCAAGACUCAAGAACAUGCGUUCAUCCUCUACGCAGAAUCCAAUCUACCAAAGCACCAGCGUCAGACCACCACGUAUCUUCCACAACCGGACCUUCCACAAGACCCAUGUCGCACCCACCUCGACAAUACACCAGAGAACACAGAUCUACUCAACCGACACACAGCGCAUCCCCACUCCUUCUGUCACUAGGGCAAAUACAAGGAGGCGGAGGCUUAUUAAUCUUAAACGGAGCAGGCAAUAGCAGUCAACAACAUUCCUCACUAGUCUCACCAUUAUCUGUAACCUCAUUCGUCUGUGAAGAACCCAGAGACAGGUACCGACAUCAGUACAAACCAACGUUUGUAUUGAAGAGGGAAGUCCCCGAUCAGCCAUCUUCGUGUAUCCAGAACACUGAAUCUUCAACGUACGAAGUAGAACCAGUUGAAGAGAAAGUGAAUAUAGAAACUUUUGAUAGGAAAAUUAAAAUGGAGCCGCGGAGUAGGAAUCAAAUGAUCGCAAGUGCUCCUGCGACCCCAUCUAGAUAUCCAGAUUUAGUGGAGCGAUUAGAAAGUAAAAUACUUACUGAUAACUGUGAUGAUACGUUAGUACUGCUCGGCACAGAUGGACAUUUAGGUCCUUCGAGCGCAUUUUUUGAUGAAACGCUAGAACUGUCACAUGAAGACAUACAGAAAACCCUAUCAGCCAAUAUGCCUACAUGUGAACUAGAUAGAAGCGCUGUGAGAGUGACCGAGACUGCUAAUGUUAUGGUAUCAGGUAUCGAUACUAUGGAUUUUAUAGAGAGUUGUGAGGCUGUUGCAUCCCCGACUCAUGUCGUGGAUGAUAAUGUGUUCGUAAAUUUGGAUGCUUUUGAUAUGUUAGACUUUCCGGAACUGGAAGUUUUGGACCCUAGUACGAUAUCGACUCACCAUUUGCCGAUACGUGGAAAAUCCCCUCCAACCGAAGAAGCCAACGAGAAAAUGCAGACUGAGAGCAGCGAAGGAGCGCUCAGCAUCACCGACUAUUGCCCCGAAUGGGCGUACCCUGAAGGCGGAGUGAAGGUGCUCGUAGCGGGACCUUGGACUGACACUUCGGAUCAGUACACUGUGUUGUUCGACAAUUUUCCUGUCCCGUCGAUAUUGGUGCAGAAUGGACUACUCAGGUGCUAUUGUCCAGCACACGAAGCCGGCCUAGCAGCACUCCAAGUAGCUCGCGGUGGCCGAGUGGUCUCCGAUACCGUAGUCUUCGAGUACAAGGCUGGCCCGGCCACGGCACCGUCCCCUGCGUCCGCUCCGUUGCCAUCGCUGGACUUCAGGCGAUUUUCGCUAUUGCAGCGCUUGCAGCGGCUGCAUGGAAGACUGCAGGUCAAGAUUGAGCCCAUGGACGAUGGAAAUCAAAUAGAAGACGUGCAGCUAUAUUCCAAUCCCAAAUUCGAAGAGCGACUCGUCUCCUUCUGCCGGAACCUAAGUUCCCGUUCUUUCGGCAACACGGAGGGCUUCACCACCGAACCUGGCGAAGAAGGUUCCACCAUCCUCCACCUGUCUGCAGCGCUGGGCUUCACUAAACUAACCACGGUGUUACUGCGGUGGAAGCAGGAUGACUCGAGCUUGGCGCUGGAGAAGGAAGUCAAUUUGGGGGCGAGGGACAGUGAAAACUGUACGCCUUUGAUGGUAGCAAGCGCAGCAGGCCACGUGGAAACAGCCAUCGUCCUGGCGCGCUGGAGCGCCGGCACGCUGUGUGAGGCCGGCGCGCGGCAGGCGGCGGCCGCGGCGCGGCGCGCUGGCCACGACAGGCUGGCGGCGUUGCUGGAUCGGAUACAUCCACCGACUAGGGAUGGCGUAUUCCUUCGACCUGAUAGUUUAUCGCAAAAGGGUCGCGCUGGCAGCUUGGAGAGUAAUCUAGUAAAGCGGCCCUCCAUCGACAGCGGUAUCAACAUGGCCGACGCGUUCAGAUCCAGCUCAGCUAUCGACAAGCCUGAAGGCAAAUCCACUGCCAGAUGGGAACGCAGUAUGUCAUUGCCCCUGGACUCCGAUAAUUCUGAAGAUAGUCUCCUAGACUCCAAGAUCGGUCGUCGUAUGGAUCUAGCUCUUUGCGAGACCUUGCCGCGGCGCGCGGCGAGCCCCCUCAUAGACGUGGAGGCGCUCUCCGACCCCGAGCCCGAGCCGCCGCCAGCCCCAGGGGAGCAGGAUGACCGGGUGUUCACGUUGGCGGAGCAGAUCAUAGCGGCCAUGCCAGAAAGGAUAAAGAACGAAAGCUCAUCAUUGCUCGGCUGCGGGCUCGACGGUGGUAGUGGUGGGGGCGAAGACACGCUCAUGGUGCCGUUACUCGAUGACACCACCAACUUCAGUAGCGAUUUCAGCUUUGAGUUCUGCGAUAACACUUACAGGACAUACUGUGGCGGCUCAACGCCAUGCUCGUCCGGCUCCGUAUCUCCAGGCUCAGCGCUUUCCCCACCACCGCCUUCUCCUCGUGCGCCUUCGCUGCCAACCGCACCUUCGGCAACUCUGCAGGAGUUCCUGAACGCUACUACACAUUUCUCUAGUCUUACGUUAAACGAUCGCGAGCAACGAGAGCUAUACUCGGCAGCCAUCACAAUCCAGAAAGCAUAUCGCCAGUACCGCGGCCGGCAGCUGCAGCGGCGGGCUGCGGCCGCCGCCAUCACGAUACAGAACUGCUAUAGGCGGUACAAACAGUUCGCGUACCUGAAACAAAUGCACUGCGCAGCGACCGUCAUACAGCGUGGUUAUCGCUCACACCGCGAGCGCCGUCUCGCUCACCAAACUACGGCUACCAUCAAAAGGACUUACUCACAAAGGAGGCAGAAUCAAGCAGCUAGGAAGAUACAACAGUUCAUGAGGCAAUCUAAAAUCAAAUUGCAGAACGCGCGAGCAGAAAACGGGAGGGUGGUCCUGCGAUCGCCGGAUGCCCACCAAAACUUUCUGCAGCACACCACCAGUAUACGCACGCCCAAUAGGAAAGUGGAUUACUUGGCACCACAAUCGCCAAUGGAUGCCGAUGACGACCUGCUACUUGAGCUUCUGUUCAAAAUGUGACCUGACCUACGAUACCGACACCUUGUGUUUCACUCUAAUUUCAAACUCAUGUACUUAGAUUUAAAAGACAUUUUACAUUUAAACGGUAUUCGGACGACAUUUAGUUUAGUUAUUAAUCUAUUCUUUACUGCUUUCGUCAUUGAAAUAAUUUGAAUCAUCAACUGAAUCAAUUUGAAAACAGGUUUCUUCUCAGUGUUGUGAAAGACUUCAGGCCUUGUCUUUUGAGAUUUUAAAAUUAUCUUUUACAUCUGUAAAUUGUAAAGAAGCUUAAGCUCUUUCGGCACCGUUCUAUCUCGUUUCCUUAAAUAUUUGUUGUUUAAUUGAAUAAGGUACAGACAGUAUUAGUAAUAAUGAUAUCAUUUUCUUUUCACAUCAUGUGAAAUGAAAUGAAGAAUACUUGCAUUACUACUGAUAGUUUCUUACUGCCAAGAAACCCAAUUUUCCUAAAAUAAUGACUUGUUCAGAGUUUGGAUUUAAAAGUUUCGUUUCAUUUUAAACUCUUCAGGUCAUAGACAGGGUUAUAUUUAGUAUAAAUUUUAUCGUAUUUGUAUUAUAUUUUCAUAACGUAUUUUUGAGACAUUUGUUUAGGAAUCAUAUUUUUGAAAACUCUAAAUUGAUGUAAUAGGUUACUUAGGUCAUCAGUAUAUUGGCUAAUUUUUCAUAAAAAUUAGAAUCUACGUACUACGGUUAUCUAUUUAGUUUUGUGGAUUGUUUGUGCAAAUUGCACAAGUUUAUGAUAUGUUACAUUAUUGAUUAGUUUUUAUUUAAAAACUUCACAAUUUGAAUUAUCGACUCCAUUUUGAUGAAAUUCAUUGUGGAGUCCCAACGUGUAGGCUAAGUACAAAUUCAAAUUAUUAAAAAGCCACUGUUCUUAUAAAGUAGUUGCACCUAGCGAAUAAUACAAUAAACCCGAUGAGCUGUGAGUAUUUUGAGAUUUUAUCGUAUUUAAGAAAAAUAAAAAAUAAUUAUGCAGUUAGUUUGACUAUUGGUCGAGAUUUACCCUAUAGGUUUCAUUCCAGCCUAAAUAGGUUAUAUCUCUUUUAGUCUACGCAGUUACGCCUUAGACAUCAUCGAACACGAUCUAUGCAUUCUUAAAACAUUCCGAUAGAUUAGAUCUAACUCUUACGAAAGCUUAACUUCGUCAAUAAAUUCACUAAGAUCUACCAUCCCGUUAUUUUAAAUAUUGUGUUAUUCCUCUUGAAUUGUUAUUACAUAAACAAAAUAUUUUAAAUUCGUUAAGUUUGUCCAUUUCCCUAUCCCCAGUUCCUAAUAAAUAUUCUCUUCAUAGUUCUGAAGAAUCUUGGUCUUUCUACAAUAAGUUCAUUAGAUAGUCCUUGGUUUUAGAUCCUACUUAAAGCUAAACGCCAUAUUUAUCUAGCGUUCAUGAAAAAAUAAGGUUGUGCACCAUUUAAAUAUAGAAUUAACUACCUAAAUAUUCCCUUUUUUGAAUUCUCUGAUAUUUUAAUGUAGUACUAUAGUUUAGAUUAAGGUUUAGGAGUAACCAUAGCUUAGCCAUAAGUCGACGAGCGCCCGUCGAAAUAUUUUCGAUUCGUAUUUUUAUAAAGCAAAAGUUACGAACGACUAUGAUUGCUUUGCUUGUGCAGGGCCAUGGAUAAGACGAAUUCUGGGUUACGUUACAUUUUUCUUUUUAAUUCUAAAUUAUCUUAUUAGAUUCUGUUCAAAAUCUUCAAAUUUAAAAAGUUUACAUGAUUACUUUAAACUAUCUUUACGACCUUUUUAUCGUAACUUUUUAACUUCCUCGUCAGAUUUGAAUUAAUUUAAAAAUUAAUUAGGAGGCCCAGUGUUAACAGAAUUUCUAUCUUACUCUUGACAGUAUUGAAAUCUGUAGUCAUCCUUCACAUCUAACGUUUAAUAGACUUUCAGAUUAUAUUUUUCAAACUUGUUCGGAGUAAGUCAGUGAUUUCAUUUAAAUAAUAAUAAUGAAUGUCGCAGAAUGAGAAUAACCGUCCAGUUGAGGCGGCUUUUGCACCCUCUGGUAGCGUAAUGGCAAAAGUCGCAUUACGGCAAGAAGCGAAAACGACAUUGUUGGCAGUGAUAGUAGGGGCGCGAUUCGCUUGCAAGGUUUGGGGCACCCGAGGGCGCACGAAUACAACGUGUAUAUUUUAUAUUUUUGGAUCGCUAAUUUUAAGAUGUUAUAUUUAUAUAUGUAUAUGUAGUAAUGGCGGAUACAAAACCAGUAUUUCGAAUAGUAUUGCGCCAAAAGUUUUGAUGUAUUCAUUUUCCAUAAAAGUUAUUCUCUCAUUAUGAUUUUCAACGGAUAAAUAGUUCGUUUAGCUAGUGGUCAUGCGUAUAUAUUUUUGGAUAGCGUGCACGAUUGCUUCAGGAGCGCUGAUGAUAUUAAUAGAAAAAGAGGGAAAAUAAACGAAAAAAAGUAUUUUUAACGAUAACGCAAACCUCUGAAAGCAAUAAUAUUUUUGUGGUGGAAUUAACUCGUGAUGUAGACAGAGACAGUAUUUUAUUAUCCACGCGAUCGUCACAAUACAGUUUAUAUAGAAUGCUUCUUAGUGCCGGCGUAAGCUGUGCUUCAUCAACGGCAUGUUUAUCUGUUUCACUGUCAUUUAAAGCAAUAUUUAUAGCCUUAUUAUUAAACCCAAGUUUAAAGUGUUCAUUAGUAAAGACAUCAAGUCUUCAUUCUUUAACUGUUAUUCAUAAUCAAGUAUAUUUCGUGUGUAUCACGUAUAUGUGCAUUCAUGCAUGUACAAUCAUGCAAGGAAGAGGAAUGAAAGUUAUUACACAUAUUUAAGAUGGGUAGUUUGCUUACCUUUCUCCGAACGCCAUUUUUACAUGGCGAUCCUGACAAGACAGUAAUUUUGCAUGUAUAUACACAAAUACACAACAAUAACUUGCUCAUAAAAAAAGUUGAUGAAACACACUUACGACAAGCCUUAGUCAUUGACCACAGCUAAAACAUAGUGCACUAGAAGUAGACAUAGUUA